Petromyzon marinus (sea lamprey) is the source of this 1340-nucleotide messenger RNA. NCBI's taxonomy places the organism in Eukaryota, Metazoa, Chordata, Hyperoartia, Petromyzontiformes, Petromyzontidae. The record is from RefSeq and is a predicted model, not a curated record.
GUCGACGUCGCAAUGUACGAUUAAAAUAAGUAAAUACUUUAAAAUCUAUUUUUUAAAAAAUGCGAUAAUUUGAAUAUCAACCAAUCAGAGACGGAGCGCGCCGAGACGAAGCCGUUAGGCGCCUGCGUUGUCGUCGGCGUCACGUGAGGCGAGGGGGUCCAGCAAGCAGAGAUGGAGAAGAACAACCAGGAGAAGCAUUUGGAAGUGUGCGACGACAUCAUCAGCUUUUUCACAAGUGAUCUCAAACCCAAGGAGAACAUGGACAUGGCCUUGGAAAUGCAGCGGAACACGAUGGAGAAUUGGGUGGUGCAGAGCGAGGAUGCCAUCCAAGCGCUGAAAGACAAAAUGUCGCUGAAGAUGGCGCGGGAGGAGAUGAUGCUGGCGACGAAUGACCUCGGCGCGGCGAAGCGGGAGCUGGAGCAGGUGGAGGCCGAGCUGCAGCAGAAGCUACAGGAGCAGGAGGAGCAGCGACAGGCACUGGCUCGCUGCUUGGCCGAACUGGAGGAGGCAAAGAACUUGGAGAAGGAGCUGAAGCUCCAAGAGGAGGACAUCACGGUGGAGUUGACCGACGUGAUCCCCAGCACCAAGUACAUGGUUCACCUCCUGUCCAAGCUGACGCUCGUGCGCUUCGACUACGAUGCCGACCCUCAAAUCGUCAAGGGAGUGGUGGGGAACAAGACGGGCGUGCAGCCCUUCGAGUUGAAUACCCGCCAACACAGCCGCUCCUUCAUCGUCAACUACCUGUGGAGCCUCGUGGACUCGGAGUGGUAGUGUCCACCGGCCGGACUCGACUGUCGAACUGCAGGAACAUUUCCGUUUGUCCACUACCACCAUCGUACGUAGUCAACCGCGCUAAUCGGAUGUGCCGAGGGAAGGACAACAAACUAUGGGUCUCUUUGUGAGUCUGUGGGUCUCUGUGCGAGCCUUUGUAUGUACGUGUGUCGAACUUCUCUCGCAAACGUACGUAGCUAACCGUGCUAAUGGGAGCUGCAACAAACUAAACACAACAACGAGCAGUUCUGAAGAAAUUAGUUCGUCAAUCUAGGUGAUGGUUUAAAAGUGCGGCAUCGCUCCCAGUGGCUUCCUAAUACCAGAAAGGAAGAGCGUUCCAGACGGCCGCAGGAGGCACAUCCGAAAGCGGCACGCGACUCGGUGACCUUCUUUGUUCGAUGGCUAGCCAGCGGCGGUCGUGAUCGAUCCGCUGCUGGAUGGAGUCUCGCAAAGUAACGGUCCUCCUAGCACCUGCAAACGAGCAUCAUUCCCUCUUGGCAAUGUAAACUGCCCAAGCCCAUUUAUACGAAGUCAACAUUUUUUAAAUAAAUUUACGUUCGAUUGUUUGA